Molecule: messenger RNA, 1120 nt
Organism: Rana temporaria (common frog)
Lineage: Eukaryota; Metazoa; Chordata; Amphibia; Anura; Ranidae
Gene: RNASEK
Product: ribonuclease K
Exons: 3
Coding region: 87-392 (101 amino acids)
Molecular function (GO): RNA endonuclease activity
Source: RefSeq, a predicted model, not a curated record
GGCGCGGCCCGAGUCAGCUGACCGGUGAGACUGCGGCUGUCGGUGCUCAGUGUAGUCCCUGGGCUCGGUGGAACCGGUCGGUUGUCAUGGCUUCUCUUCUGUGCUGUGGGCCCAAGCUGGCCGCCUGCGGGAUCGUCCUCAGUGUCUGGGGGGUCAUUAUGCUGGUCCUGUUGGGGAUUUUCUUUAACAUCCACUCAGCCGUUCUCAUUGAGGAUGUCCCAUUCACCGAAAGCGAUCUCUUUGAGGACCAAUCUCCUCCUAAGAAGAUGUACGCCUUGUACGAGCAAGUCUCCUAUAACUGCUUCAUCGCCGCGGCCAUCUACGUGGUGGUGGGCGGCUGGUCCUUCUGCCAGGUGCGGCUGAACAAGAGGAACGAGUACAUGGUUCGCUGAGCGUGCCGCGGUUGUGUCUCCCUUCUGUAACCCCCCCGCCACCCUCCCCAGACCACUCAUCGGCCCACAAAGCACAGACCUUAUAUACUUAAAGGGUCACUCCACCCGAAUCUAACAUUUGGUACUGGUGGACUGAAUCUCACACCGGCUUCUUAUAAGAUCUGCUGAGUUCUUGGCACAUGUGUUGUAGUCGCUGUGCACUGUGAUGAGUGAGACUCUUUAUAGCAGCACAGGUUGAGGAUCUGGAAAAUCGGUGCUGCAGAAGUCAGUGGGGGACUCGGUCCAUCAGUCUUCAAAUUUUGUUCAGGGUGGACUUGACCUUUUAAAAUAAAUAAUUUUAUCUUCACUGACACUUUCCUGCCGAUAUGUCUUGGAGCAUUUGAGUGAAGUACAGUCUGAAGCCCCUGCCAACCAGCACCAAGAAUCCGGUCUUCAUGCUAUUGAGACGUUUUAGUUCUGUAUUUUAUUUCUGAUAUAGACUGUACAUUGUUGUGUGUAUGGGGGUGACAUCGGGAGGGAGUCCAUCCGUUCUGAAGACUCCAAGUGAAGGCCUCCACCUUGGGUGAUACUCUUUUACAUUACCAAGAUACCUGAGCAAUGAAACCUUGACUUGAUCUAUAUGUAUAUUUAUGUGAUACACUGGGACCAGCGGAGAUCUCUCCUCCUCACCCCGGCACCUUCUGGGAUCUGUUAUUUAUGAUUGUUAAAUAAAGUAACGAGUUGUGUGA